CGUGACCUGGAAGUAGUUAGUUAUUCUUGCCUGUUUUAUAGCGGUGGAGAAGUUUGCUUAUUAUUUUGCUUUAAUAGCGCUGAAAAAAGAUCACGUUUAAAUGACAAUACAUAGUGAUUAGGUGUAGAACAUCCCUAGUGCAUUAGAUUCUCUAUCAACAUUCAAUUUAAGUAACAACAAUGACAGCCAUCAAGCACGCCCUCCAGAGGGACAUCUUUACGCCCAAUGAUGAGCGUCUCCUCAGCAUCGUCAACGUCUGCAAGGCGGGGAAAAAGAAGAAGAACUGCUUCCUGUGUGCCACAGUCACCACAGAGAGGCCGGUGCAGGUGAGAGUGGUCAAAGUGAAGAAGUCAGACAAAGGGGAUUUCUACAAACGGCAGAUGGCCUGGGAACUGAGGGAUCUGGCUGAAGUGGAUGCAAAAGAUGCCAGCAAGGAGAAUCCAGAGUUUGACCUCCAUUUUGAGAAGGUGUAUCGAUGGGUGGCCAGCAGCACAGCUGAGAAGAAUUCCUUUAUCUCCUGCAUUUGGAAGCUGAACCAGCGUUACCUGCGGAAGAAGGUGGAGUUUGUGAAUGUCAGUUCCCAGCUGCUUGAAGAGCUUCCUAAAGCGGAAGAGUCAGUCCCCAGUGGUGAGAGCCAGAGUGUUGCCGGGGGUGAUGAGGAUGCUCUGGAUGACUACCAAGAGCUGAAUGCACGGGAGGAGCAAGACAUUGAAGGCAUGAUGGAGGUGUGCGAGUAUGCCAUCUCUAACGCAGAGGCCUUUGCUGAGAAACUCUCCAGGGAGCUACAGGUUCUGGAUGGGGCCAACAUUCAGUCCAUCAUGGCAUCUGAGAAGCAGGUGAACAUCCUGAUGCAGCUACUGGACGAGGCUCUGUCGGAGGUGGACACCAUCGAGGGCAAGCUGAGCAGUUAUGAGGAGAUGCUGCAGAGCGUCAAGGAGCAGAUGGACCAGAUCUCCCAGAGCAACCGCCUCAUCCAGAUCAGCAACACCAACAAUGGCAAGCUGCUGGACGAGAUCCAGUUCCUGGUGAAUUAUAUGGACUUGUCGAAGGGACACAUCAGGGCCCUGCAGGAUGGAGACUUGUCCUCGCCCAAAGGCAUUGAGGCCUGUAUCAAUGCUUCUGAGGCUCUACUGCAGUGCAUGAACGUGGCACUUAGACCAGGUCAUGAGAAACUGAUGGCUGUGAAACAGCAGCAGCACCUGUUCACUGAGCUCAGAGAUACCUUUGCCCGGCGCCUCACCAAUCACCUCAACAACGUGUUCGUCCACCAGGGCCAUGACCAGAGCUCCACUCUUUCCCAACACACGGCAGAGCUGACACUGCCUAAACACAGCCCCCUGCACAGGGACCUGCUGAGAUACGCCAAGCUCAUGGAGUGGCUCAAGAACACCCAGAGAGAGAAGUAUGACGGCCUGUCCAGGACCUAUGUUGAUUACAUGACCAGAUUAUAUGAACGAGAAAUCAAAGAUUUCUUUGAGGUGGCGAAGAUCAAAAUGGCAGGCACAACCAAAGAGGGGAAGGGAAAUAAGUUUGCCACGCUUCCACGGAAAGAGAGUGCUCUCAAACAGGAAACGGAAAGCCUGCAUGGCAGCUCUGGGAAGCUGACGGGCUCCACCUCCAGUCUGAAUAAGCUGGCAGUGCAGAGCUCCAGCAGCAGGCGCUCCCAGUCCUCCUCUCUGCUGGACAUGGGCAACAUGUCUGCCUCAGACCUGGAUGUGGCCGACAGGACCAAGUUCGACAAGAUCUUUGAGCAGGUUCUUAGUGAGCUGGAGCCUCUCUGUCUAGCAGAACAAGACUUCAUCAGCAAGUUCUUCAAGCUACAGCAGCACUCCACCCUGGCUCAGGGAGAAGUGGAGUCUGAUGGAGUGGUGCCCUCCAGACAGCCCCCUCCAGGGGAACACAGACACUCAAUGUCAUUGACUGAGAAGGACAUGGUGCGAUUGAUGAUGAACAAGAUCUUCCAGAGCAUUGAGACGGAACUCAACAGCCUCAUCGCCCUGGGAGACAAGAUCGACAGCUUCCACUCCCUGUACAUGCUGGUGAAGAUGAGUCACCACGUGUGGACAGCCCAGAAUGUGGACCCCGCUUCCUACCUCAGCACCACCCUCGGCAAUGUGCUGGUCACCGUCAAGAGAAACUUUGACAAGUGCAUUUCUGGUCAGAUCAGACAGAUGGAGGAGGUGAAGAUCUCUAAGAAGAGCAAGGUGGGCAUCUUGCCCUUUGUCACUGGGUUCGAGGAGUUUGCUGAGCUGGCUGAAACCAUCUUCCGUAAUGCAGAGCGCAGAGGGGACCUGGACAAGGCAUAUGUCAAGCUUAUCAGAGCCGUCUUUAUGAAUGUGGAGAAAGUGGCGAAUGAGAGUCAGAAGACUCCCCGGGACGUGGUGAUGAUGGAGAACUUCCACCACAUCUUCUCCACACAGUCCCGCCUGAAGAUCUCCUGCCUUGAGACAGAGAGGCGAGAGGCCAAACACAAGUACACAGACCAUCUGCAGUCCUACGUCAUCAACUCCCUGGGCCAGCCACUGGAGAAACUCAAUCACUUCUUUGAGGGAGUGGAGGCGCGUGUGGCCCAGGGGGUGCGUGAGGAGGAGGUCAGCUACCAGUUGGCUUUCAAUAAACAGGAGCUGCGUAAAGUUAUCAAGGAGUACCCCGGCAAGGAGGUGAAGAAGGGCCUGGACAACCUGUACAAGAAGGUGGAUAAGCACUUGUGUGAGGAGGAGAGCCUGUUACAGGUGGUGUGGCACUCCAUGCAGGAUGAGUUCAUCCGUCAAUACAAACACUUUGAAGGCUUGAUUGGCCGUUGCUACCCUGGGUCUGGUAUCACCAUGGAGUUUACCAUUGGAGACAUGUUAGAGUACUUCUCAAGCAUUGCCCAGUCCCAUUAAUUACAAUCAUACGCAUUAUAACUUUACACAUGCUCUCAAUUGCUUCAUAGUGCCACACACACAAGAAACACUAUUUACUGAAACCAAUCCGUCAUUGCUGUGUGGCCAAUACGAAGUACAUUAAUUGAAAUUGAAUAAAUGGCACUUGAAAUUGUCUGCAGUACUGGUAUGGAUGGGAAUGAAUUAACAGUUGUAAAAAGUUGUGUGUAGCAGGCUUAAAAGCCUAGCCGACUAGGUGAAAAUCUGCCGUUGUGCCCUUGAGCAAGGCACUUAACCCUAAUUGCUCCUGUAAAUUGCUCUGGAUUAAAGCAUCUGCUAAAUGACUCCUAUGUAAAUGUGUGUGUGUGAGUGAGUGAGUGAGAUCUUAUUUGCACAGAGAUCACAAUGUUACUGAUUUCUUCUGUGAUUUUCCUUUGUUAUAAUGCACAUCGCCUGUACAUCAUAAACUCUUCAAAAUUGUGAGGUUGUGGGCCAAAUACAUGUUAACUUGUAUGACACUACUCAAAAUCUAAAGCCCCCUUCAUCACACUGAUGUCUUGAACUUUGUCACAGAAUGUCAGUCUUCUACUGGAAUAUUUUUGUGUGAUUGCAAACUUUUCAACAUAAUGCCAUAUUGCCAAAUAAAUGUUAAAAUGUCAAA
Oncorhynchus masou masou (cherry salmon) is the source of this 3525-nucleotide messenger RNA. RefSeq names its product exocyst complex component 1 (gene exoc1). The record is from RefSeq and is a predicted model, not a curated record. The transcript is spliced from 19 exons. Gene Ontology annotation, biological process: exocytosis; Golgi to plasma membrane transport. Bases 180 to 2885 code for a protein of 901 amino acids. Gene Ontology annotation, cellular component: plasma membrane; exocyst. Gene Ontology annotation, molecular function: phosphatidylinositol-4,5-bisphosphate binding. NCBI's taxonomy places the organism in Eukaryota, Metazoa, Chordata, Actinopteri, Salmoniformes, Salmonidae.